Helianthus annuus (common sunflower) is the source of this 2241-nucleotide messenger RNA. RefSeq names its product probable leucine-rich repeat receptor-like protein kinase At1g35710. The transcript is spliced from 4 exons. Lineage: Eukaryota; Viridiplantae; Streptophyta; Magnoliopsida; Asterales; Asteraceae. The record is from RefSeq and is a predicted model, not a curated record. Gene Ontology annotation, biological process: protein phosphorylation. Bases 101 to 2053 code for a protein of 650 amino acids. Gene Ontology annotation, molecular function: protein binding; ATP binding; protein kinase activity.
AUCUCUGUCCCUCACUUUCAAACUCACACUUCAUCUUUGACAAAUCUUCCCUUUGUUUAUCCUCCAAAAAAAAAAAUCAACACUUGUAAAUUCACCAAACAUGCUUCCUCUUUGUCUCCUCUUUAUUGCUCUAACACUCUCUCUUUUCCCAAACCCAUGUUGUGCAAAUGCAGAACUCACUCUUCUAAUGGACAUCAAGGCUUCUCUAGACCCCGAAAACAAGCAUCUUAUGUCGUGGACCGAAUCGGGGGACCCCUGCAGCGGUUCGUUUAUCGGUGUGGCGUGCAAUGAGCAUCUAAAAGUGACCAACAUCUCGUUGCCAGGCCGCAGCCUCACUGGAAAGGUGCCCACGUCAAUCUCGGGCCUAAAGCGCCUCUCGGGUUUAUACCUUCAUUACAAUUCAUUAACUGGAGAGAUACCGAAAGAGAUUUCGGGUCUCACUGAGUUAUCAGAAUUGUAUCUUAAUGUCAAUGAUUUAACCGGAGGAAUACCCGCGGAAAUUGGAAACAUGAAACAUCUUCAAGUUGUUGAGUUGUCGUGUAACCGGUUAACUGGUCGGAUUCCAUGGACCCUUGGAGGGUUAGCCAUGUUACAGAGGCUCGAUCUUAGUUUUAACGGGCUAAGUGGUUCGAUUCCUGCAAGCAUGGGCAAACUACCACAGUUGAAGUUUCUUGAUGUUCAGAACAACACACUCUCCGGCUUCGUACCAACCGGUUUGAAGCAAUUGAAAGACGGGUUCAGUUAUAAGAACAAUCUUGGUCUAUGUGGCGUGGCGUUUUCUUCACUAAGGCGGUGUCGCAACCAAGAUGCGUCAAAGAUCGACCCACUCGAACCAUCUAAACCCGCACCAAACACCACCGUAUCUCAAAACAAGCCUCAAUCGGCUAAUGUUACACCUCGUUGUCACCAAACCCACUGCUCGAACUCAUCGAAUCUUAAACGGGUUGCCAUCAUAGCAGCCGUAGUCACAGUCAUUGCAACUUUAACCGUAACCGCAUGCGUCACAAUAUUCAUCCGCAGACGACAAAAACAGAAAAUCUGGAAUAAAUCCGAGACUCCCGAUCGCAAAUUUAGCAUGCAAGAAUCACCCCCAAAAACCAGCGAUUCCAUUUGCGCGUGGGACCCGACACAAAAAUCACCACAAAAAUCACCGAAAUCUUGCGGGUUUUGUGUCGAGUUGGAAUCGAACUUGUUACAGAGUUUCAAUUUGGAGGAAAUCGAAUCCGCCACACGGUACUUUUCAGAUGCUAACUUGCUCGGGAGAAGCAAGUUUUCCGCGGUGUACAAAGGCGUGUUACGCGACAGAUCAGUCGUCGCGAUAAAGAGCGUGAGCGUCACAAGUUGUAAAGCCGAUGAAGCCGAGUUUACAAAAGGGUUGAGCUUAUUAACCUCAUUGAAACAUGAGAAUCUAGCAAGGCUUAGAGGGUUUUGCUGCUCAAAAAGCAGAGGUGAAUGCUUUUUGGUGUAUGAUUUUGCAUCAAAAGGGAAUCUAUCAGAGUAUCUUGAUGUUGAAGAUAGAAGAACCGGUCAUGUUCUUGACUGGCCCAAAAGGGUUUCCAUUAUUAAUGGCAUAGCCAAAGGUCUUGCAUACUUGCACAGAGAUGACCCGGAAAAACCCGGGAUGAUUCACCGAAACAUAUCGAUGGAAAAGAUUUUACUCGACCAAGAAUACAACCCUUUAAUCACGGAUGCGGGCCUGUUGAAGCUCUUAGCCGAUGAUAUUGUAUACUCGGCGCUCAAAGUGAGUGCUGCUUUAGGCUACAUGGCUCCCGAGUAUAUUACAACCGGCAAGUUCACUGAGAAAAGUGAUGUUUACGCUUUCGGGGUUGUGGUUCUUCAAAUACUUUCGGGUAAAGGUAAUGUCGCCGGGUCAAUACGGGCAGCUGCCGCAGAUAGAAGGUUUGAUGAUUUCAUAGAUGAAAAUCUUGAGGGAAAGUUUUCGGAAUCUGAAGCAGAUAAGCUGACCGAAAUGGGGUUGAUCUGUGUCGAUGAGCUUCCUGAGAAUAGAUUGACGAUGGAGGAUGUGAUUCGAGAACUAAGUAGUUCUAUUUAGUCGAUUGAUCUGUUCUUGAAUUUACUAUAUUUAUUUAAUUUUGAACACAUUCAGAAAAUUCAUGAACAAAAAUUUCAUUUGUAUAAAUCUUUUCAUCAAAAAGAUACAAGUCAGUCGUGCUCGGGUUCACCUAUCCAACCUGUCAACCAGCAAACCGGCACGAUUGACAAAAGCGAUGAUUAACUUUA